AACAUCUCGCAAACAUACAGCGAUGGCGAAAGUUUCGCAACUUCCUUCUCAAUUGGCAACAGUUUUAGUCUUGCUGCAGCUAUGGCUGAUGCUGGCAAGUGCUUCACCGACAUGGGUCGUACGACGUGACGUGAAAAGCGCAACUGAAACUGAUCCACAAGAGGUACAAGAUGUCCAAAACACUCAACCGCGAAUUUAUUUUAUGGACAUUGUGUCCGACAUUCGGCUUCGUUACGCUUCGACAAAAGUCACGUCAAAAGUUUCCAAUCCGUCCAGAAAAGCUCAGGAAGCCACUUUCCACGUUGUUCUGCCAGAAACGGCAUUCAUUUCCGGCUUCUUGAUGGAAAUUGACGGGAAAGAGUACAGAGCCAGUGUCAAAGAAAAGGAGAAAGCUCAAGAAGAAUAUCAGAGCGCCGUCGAUGCGGGACAGUCUGCCGCUCAAGUCACCGCAAAUGCUCGUAAUGCCAAUCAAUUCACCGUGUCAGUUAACAUUGAACCUGAGCAGAAAAUAUUUUUCAAUUUGACGUACGAGGAGUUGCUGUCUCGACGCAAAGGAAUUUACGAACAUGCAAUUCACGUCACUCCCGGCUCAGUUGUACCAAAAAUGAGCGUUCGUGUCAACAUAUUCGAGACACUUCCCAUCAACAAAAUCGCCGUCCCUCAAUUGCGCGGAAAUGACGUUGAACAAGAUCACAAUUCGACUGAGAACGAGAUAGCCAAAAUCAUCCGCACAAACGAAACCACCGUCGUGAGUGUCGUUUACGAGCCGACAGAGGCCGAGCAAAUUAAAAUCUCCAAGGAUGGACUCCAGGGGCAGUUUGUCGUGCAAUAUGACGUCGAUCGAUCAUCCAUUGAAAAAAAAGGAGGAGAAAUCCACGUGGUGGACGGAUAUUUUGUCCAUUUCUUUGUCCCGGCUGAUUUGCCGACGCUUCGCAAACACGUCAUCUUUGUGCUGGACACGAGUGGCUCCAUGGUCGGAACAAGAAUUGAGCAAACCAAACAAGCCAUGAAUUCCAUUUUAGAUCAACUUAGAAAGGACGAGGAUAUUUUCAGUGUUGUCGAAUUUUCAUCGGCUGUCACGGAAUGGGAUUUGAGGAAACCUUACAAGGGACCUGAUCCAUAUUAUUAUAUGAACUCUCCGCCAGAAGACGCAACAGCUGUGCCACAAAAUAAUGAAUCUGAAGUGAAAUUCGGUCCUUAUGACGACAUUUUGGCGUAUCCCGUAACGGAACAAUCCGUCAAACGAGCCAAAGAAUUUGUGGCCGCAAUGGAAGUCACUUCUUCGACCAACAUCAACGAUGCCCUUUUGUUGGCCCUUAAAAACAGCCAGUCGGUUCAAUCACGAGUCCGUCUCACGCCCAUCAUCAUCUUCCUGACUGACGGUGAACCGACGGCGAGCGUCACUGACACAACGGAAAUUCUGAAAAAUGUCCGCAAAGGCAACAGCGACGAUGUCGUCAGCAUUUUCUGUUUGGCCUUUGGUACGGGCACCGAUUACCAAUUUCUGACGAAAAUUUCUAGUCAAAAUCGCGGAUUCUCACGGAAAAUCUACGAAGCUGCCGACGCCACCCUCCAGCUGAAAGGAUUUUUCGACGAAGUGGCCUCACCGCUGCUCAGCAAUGUCAACUUUGUUUACAACAACAACGGGCCGGUUAAACAUGACGUCACCGAGACCACCGUGCCAAACUUCUUUAGAGGCACCGAAUUCGUGGUGGCUGGACGGAUUGAUCCCAAAUUCAACCUGAGUGCAUCCAUCAGUGGAACCGGAGUCAGUGGUUCCUUUUUGUUUCCCAAUAUAAGUCCCAUCAUUAGGAUUUGUGCCCCACGGGUUACAACAUUUGGCUGUCCCGACAUCUUAGUACCAGCUGCCCCUAAUGUCACUGUUGUUACGAAGCCGAAAAAGAGUUUUUCAUUGGAAAAGAUUUGGGCGUACAUGACGAUCCAAGACAUGUUGAGGAAACGCCAAAUUAUCGACGAUGCCAAGAGAAUCGUCGAAAUUAACCAAAAGGCCCUGAAUCUCUCCCUUGCGUAUGAUUUUGUUACACCUCUGACGUCACUGGUGGUUGUGAAACCCAAUAGCACAGCGACUGCGGCUGAUCUCCGUCCUGCGGACGCUCAAACAUUUGAUGAUCUUCGUGGACCAUCACCAGUUUACGCUUUAUCAGCAGCGCCGGCGCCCCCGUUUAUAGUUGGAGGGAUCCCCCCCCCAAAUUUCGCCCAAAUUUCAGUUGUGGAAACUAUUUUCGAGAGUUUUGAAUUGGCGACUGAGAAUUCUCCAGAAAGCGAAUAUGGGACAGUGGAAAGUGAGACGCUGGCACCUGAACCGUUUGUUCCUGAAAAUUGGAUCAAACAGUUUGACCAUAAUGCGACCCACGUUAAUAUCGCAUCCGGCAAUGAAACUUUCAAUCUCCUAUGGACUUACGAAUUGCCGGAUAUCGAGUACGAGUCUUGUUCAACGCAUCGACCCCAUGACGCAAUUUGCAAGUCAAUUUGGAAGUGUUCCAAAAUUGUUGAUGGAGCCAAUCGUCUGUUGAGGGGAUCCAUCAUGAACGGCAGUACUACUUGCAUUAUUGAAAACAAGUACCUCGGUGUUUGCUGUGACUCAACCAAGAUACCCUCUAUCGAAAAUACAACUGCCUCAGAGCAAGUGACCGAAAACGUUUCCCAAAGUGAUGGUGGUGCGUUAUACCUGUAAAAUCGUGAUUAUUUUUUCUAUUUGGUCGUUUUGAUGCCAUUAUGCUUAAGUGCUUGAUUAUUGUUGUUCAAUUUUUGGCUUGCUAUAUGCAGUAUGUAAUUCACUCGUUGAAAUAUGGCGCUCGUUUAUAUAAAAGAGCUCUUCACCAUGUCGUUAAAUGUUAACGUCAAUAAUAAGCUCAUCGCAGGUGUGAAUAGGAAUAAAACCUGGAUGUGCGUAAUUAAUUUGGUUUACUUCAGCUUCCUGUAUUUAAUUUAUUUCGCAGCAAAUACAACGCAGUUCAAUUACA
Messenger RNA from Daphnia pulicaria, 2984 nucleotides. Its product is annotated as inter-alpha-trypsin inhibitor heavy chain H4-like. The record is from RefSeq and is a predicted model, not a curated record. The transcript has 12 exons. The coding region runs from base 23 to 2695 and encodes 890 amino acids. NCBI's taxonomy places the organism in Eukaryota, Metazoa, Arthropoda, Branchiopoda, Diplostraca, Daphniidae.